AUGUACGCUGCGGUGGCGCUGUCCAAGGCGCUGUACGCGCUCCCACUGUGCAGCCUGCGAUCGCAUCUGUGGCGACACAUCGACUGCGACCACCGACGAGUGCUCCGCAUGCGCCACGGCCUGCCCCGCGCAUCCCGACUGGCGGAGACGCUCGCAGAGGCCGGCGCGUGGCCCGUCUCCCUCACCGCUGAUCUGCACGCGCUUGGCCACAUCGAGCGCCUAUCCCGUGCCCCAGGUGCCGGCCCCAUGCUGUCCUACCUCCGCGGACUUCCCAAGUCUCGUGUGGGUAAGCUGUUCGAGCUGUACGACAGCCUGGUGGUCGAUGCCCCUGCCACCCCUGCAGCAGGCUGCCACCAAACCAGCGUGUGCCGCUGCGCGUGUGCCUCGACCUGCCGGGGCGUCCGCUCCAAGCACCGCACCCCUCAUUGCGCUGUGGUGCAGGACGCUUCUGCACGGAUACAGGGCGACCUGGUGGGGAGGGCACACCUCUACACGGACGGUUCUGUCCGUCAGGACGGUUCCGCGGCCGCCGCCUGCGUUGUACCGCACCUCGAUGUCGCGAGACAGUGCCGCCUGUCCUACCGAGCUUCCUCCACCACAGCGGAGCUUGUGGGACUCCAUCUGGCAGCCGACAUCCUCGAAGAGUCGCCGUUCCUCAACCGAGCGGCGAUUCGUUGCGACCCGAGGUCCGCUUUGCGCCACUUCCUGCUCGACGAGCGCGCGCCGCCACUGGCGCAACGCGUUCCCUGCAGGCUGCACACACUGCAGCAACAGGGAAGCGACCUGCGCCUUCAGUGGAUACCCUCGCACGUCGGUAUUUCAGGGAACGAGUCGGCGGACGACCUUGCAAGACGCGCCCACGAUCCUUAA
Messenger RNA from Dermacentor silvarum, 870 nucleotides. RefSeq lists its product as uncharacterized. The record is from RefSeq and is a predicted model, not a curated record. The transcript has a single exon. Gene Ontology annotation, molecular function: RNA-DNA hybrid ribonuclease activity; nucleic acid binding. NCBI's taxonomy places the organism in Eukaryota, Metazoa, Arthropoda, Arachnida, Ixodida, Ixodidae. The coding region runs from base 1 to 870 and encodes 289 amino acids.